This is a messenger RNA of Didymosphaeria variabile, 843 nucleotides long. RefSeq lists its product as uncharacterized. The record is from RefSeq and is a predicted model, not a curated record. NCBI's taxonomy places the organism in Eukaryota, Fungi, Ascomycota, Dothideomycetes, Pleosporales, Didymosphaeriaceae. The transcript is spliced from 2 exons. The coding region runs from base 1 to 843 and encodes 280 amino acids.
AUGACGUGGCAUAUCUUCUAUAUCUCGAAAGACGGACGAGUAAAGCAAAAGGUCAACAGCAACAGCACGAACAUCUGGCAAGAUGGACCCCUCAACGCCCUAAAUCUCACAACAUACGAUGCCCCCAACGUUGGCCUCCAAGCAUGCUGGUACGGAAAUUAUUACGGCGAUUCCGACGCCUCGAAAUUCCCCACUCGCGACGGCAACAACGACACGAUCCCGUUCAACGGUACCACGCCGGGUAUGCACCUGUGGUACCCAACCGAUGAAACGACCUUUCAGCAAUAUGGCUGGUAUCAGGGUCAAGACCAGUGGCUCGAGGAGCAAACCUGGAAGGACAUGAACACGCACGCAGGGGUUGGGUGCUACAGCUGGCAACCGGGCACUACGACAUAUGCUAUGAUGGUUGACACCCAAGAUACAGCAACAAUAUGGUGGAGGGACACCAAUAGCAGUAGGAAGUCAACUGAUGAGCAUCCCAUCAAUACGUGGGAGAACGCGACUGCCUACGCUAUACCCGACGUAUUCCCCAGCAGCUCACUUGGGUUCACCGAAUACUUCUACACCCAGAUGGCCGAUGGCACGAUCGUGGGCCACGAUAUAAAUUGGGGAGCUGAGAACACGAAGGGCGUCGACGAAAAUAUGUUCACUGUGGGAAGUGCACGAGGCGCCAUACCGGGCUUGAAAGGUACGCAUAUGAGCGUCACUGCUGUGGAGGACCAGUCUGGCGGCACAAGCCUGUAUGUGUUCUAUCAAACGAGAGGCGAUGACUUGAGUGUAUUCACGAGGGAUCUAGACGGUGGGCAGUGGACACAGGGUGAACUGCCGAUCCCCGACGCUUGA